Condylostylus longicornis is the source of this 2322-nucleotide messenger RNA. RefSeq lists its product as uncharacterized. Gene Ontology annotation, biological process: mRNA splicing, via spliceosome. Lineage: Eukaryota; Metazoa; Arthropoda; Insecta; Diptera; Dolichopodidae. The transcript has 7 exons. The record is from RefSeq and is a predicted model, not a curated record. Gene Ontology annotation, cellular component: post-mRNA release spliceosomal complex. Bases 1 to 2322 code for a protein of 773 amino acids. Gene Ontology annotation, molecular function: RNA lariat debranching enzyme activator activity; RNA binding.
AUGUCCAAGUGUGGGAAAGACGCUGUUCCUCCGUGCGCGAGUCCCGUGAGCGUCACCCAGUCCGAUGAUUCCACGCGAUUUCUGAUUUGCGGAGACACCGAUGGAGAGUUCGCCACUUUGGCAUUUCAUCUCCGAGCCGUCGAGCAACGCCAAGGCCCUUUCAGUUUCGUUUUGUGUUGUGGGAAGUUUUUCGGAGACAAUAAUCCGCUAGAGAUUUCAACAGUCUCGUCAAGUGCGCAGGAGAACGUUAAGGGCUCAGAAGAGAAGAACGGGGACUCUCAAGAUCCGAGCAGCUCAAAUGCCUCAUAUAUCAAUGGGGAAGUACAAUUUCCUGUUCCUGUUUAUUUCAUUGAUUCGAGCGCGUGCCCGAUUAGUGAAUAUUUGCGCGUGGAGCAUCCAGAUGGUCUCGCGAUUACAUCAACUUUAAGAUUUCUGGGAGCUUUUGGAUUCUACAAUAUUUCUGGAUUCACGAUUGGAUAUCUCUGUGGAAAAUACGACUCAAGUGUUUUUUUUGAAGAAAUGGACGAUGAAGAAAGCAUAGAGCUACCCAUUCAUGCCGAAGCAGAAGAAGAGGCGCUCAAUGAAAAUGUGUCGUGCAAAAAUGUUUCUGAUAGCGAUCGAAAAGGAAACAGAAGAAAGUUCUUUGGAGGACUUUAUUCGAGCUUUUACUGUCGUUCUACACUUCAAAGACUCAAAGAGAUAGGAGCGACUCACAUCGGCAAGACUGACAUUUUCGUCUCCUGCGAAUGGCCAGCAGGACUUGAUGAAGCGCUUCUUGUUCAACAAAAACAGGAUUAUGCUUCUGUGAUCGCGUUGAGCCAACAGGAGAAAUUGAAGUCGUUGAAGACAGAAAGCCUCCUUUCAUCGUCCCCCGCAGUAUCUGAAAUAGUUGAAAUGCUUGAGCCGCGUUUCCAUAUUGCAGCCGGUGAAGACGUUUUUUAUCAGCGUCCAAUCUAUAGAACAUCUGAAAGAGGUCUCGCUUCCAGAUUUAUCGGUUUGGGGCCUUUACGUUUUGCUCAAAGGGUCGCAGCGGAGAAACGUCUUAAGUUCAUCCAUUCUUUGAUUCUGAAACCAAUGACUAAAUUAUCUGAUCAAACAAUAUUAGCAGUCCCAUUGUCAAGCACCUCGAGUCCUUACUUUUCUUUGUACAAUCCCCGAAGCACGUCAAUCACAUCCCAAUCACUCGAAAGUCCUUCUCGUUUCAAACGUUCUCGUUCUGAGUCCCAUCCAUUUCCAGCUUCUUCCCCCGCAAGGGUUCCGUGCGUCUCUGAUUUUGUCCGUGGAUCCGACGAUCCUACGGAAGCAAAACGACAACGCGUGUCCGACCCCGUGCCUCCCCUUUCGCAAUCGCCUUUGGGAGUUCUCAAGUCUCUUUUCUCAAACAAUUCCGACGCCGCUAGCCCUUGGUCCAACAAACCGCGUGAUGAGUCUGAAUCUUGUACUUCCAUUUACGUCACAAACAUCCCAUACGAAGUUGAUCAAGAGAGUUUCAUGGAAGUGAUGAAAUCUUUCGGAUCGAUCGCAUCCCACAGUUUUCCGCGCUCUUCUGAAGGAAAAUCAGCAGGCAGAGCGUGGAUAACAUACGAUGGCAUUCAAUCAGCAGAGCGAGCAGUUGCAGCAACAGAUCGACUUGAAGCUGGAGGUCGAUCGCUCAAAAUUCAAUUUAAUCACUCAUUUUCGUCUAGAAAAAAGUUUCCUGAAGAGAAACAAUUACAAAGAAGAUCCUCUCAGGCAAUUGAUGUUAGACCGCAUUCUGAUUGCUGGUUUUGUUUGGCGAAUCCAAAUUGCGAAAAACGUCUAAUCGUCGCAAUCGGUGACAAGGUCGGACCAAAUCUCUCUCUCAUCUUCUUUGAUUCUUUCUCGUUUUCUCAACUGUUGCAUGAAUUGAUUCCUUCUUUUCAGGUUUAUGUAGCUUUAGCAAAGGGAGGAAUUGUUCAUCAACAUGUUCUCAUCAUUCCUGUGACUCAUUGGCCGAAUUUCAGUCGAGCGGAACGUGCAGGAGCGUGCCUUCAAGUUUUAGCGAAAGAUGAAACAAUUUCGUCGCUUCGUCGUCGCAUUGUUGAUCCUGUUACUCAAUCCUACUUCUAUGUUGAACUUCCUGGGUCUCAUCCGGAUCAGGUGGAGCGCCUCUUGUAUACAACUCCGUCCUCCAGCGACAAUCAAGCGAAUCGCUUGCCCUUCAAUUUCGGUCGUGAAGCAAUCGCCGCUUUGAUGGAUAUUCCGCAGCGGUCUGAUUGGAAGCGUUGCGUUGAAUCUGAAAGUGUUGAAAUACAAUUGGCGCAACAAAUGCAAAAGCUUUUUUGUUCAUUUCAACCUAAAUAG